AGGGCCACAUCACAUGAAGCAAUGUGGGAAAUUCACUUUGUGUAACAUAAUUUGUUGGGUUUCUGCGCCAUUCUUCAUGGACCUAACGAAACUCAAUUGUUGAAUCCAGAUUUUUCUUUUGAUGCAAACAAUAAAAACGAAAUGGGAUGCAGAGAACCAUUGUUGGACUUGGAUCCAUUGUUCACUGCUGCGCAAGUGCAGUUUGUGAUUGUAAGGACAUUGAAGGGGGUGAAGAUGUAAGAAACCUUACAUGGGUUGAAGAUUCAUGGUUUUCUGGGUGCUGAUCCAUUCUUCAAGACCUCCCCUUCAAUAUAAAUGCUGUUGGCACGGGCAAAUGUAUCUCGUUCAAGCUUGCCUUCUAUCAACUCCGGUGGCAGAUCAGAGUGCAGAUUCAUGGGUUACCCUAUCUUCCUCUUGUAUUAUGGCUGAUGACACCCAGGAUCCACAUUCAGACUUUUCCAAGAACAUUGUUCUUGACAAUGUGUUCUCCAUCAUUGGUCCUCCCUUCCUUGCUCUCACAGCCUUUCUCUGGCCACAAAAAUAGGUUUUGGAUUUGCUGUUCUACUCUCUGGCUGCACUUCUGAUGGGUAUUGAUUCAUAACGAUGUAAUCAUUCAGAUUGCAGAUAGAAAAAUUGAAUACAGAAUAGAUGGCAAGUGGAAAUGACCUUUCUAAGUACUUUAGAUAAACAUGUGCCGUGGAGUAACAAUUUCAUUUCAUUAUUUCCUUAUGGCAAUUUACAAACUUCUCUUCACUGACUCUUAAGUACAGAUUAUACACUAAUUAACUGGUAAAGCAAAAUCCCUACUGGAGAGAAUUAUAAAAUAAAAUUAAUACUACAGAUAUACCAAUGAUGACAGGAAAAGCCGUGACCAAGUACAGUGCUCCAUAACCCUGCAAAAGAAUUCACUCUGUUUGUAAAGAUCUUACUAGUUAGCUAAUGUUGAACCUGAAUUUCAAAAUGUUGGACUCUGAAUCAAUUCAAGAAAUGCACUUUAUUAUU
Rubroshorea leprosula is the source of this 1002-nucleotide messenger RNA. NCBI's taxonomy places the organism in Eukaryota, Viridiplantae, Streptophyta, Magnoliopsida, Malvales, Dipterocarpaceae. The record is from the annotation of a GenBank genome assembly.